Tachysurus vachellii is the source of this 2701-nucleotide messenger RNA. It is a transcript of the gene maco1a, whose product is annotated as macoilin 1a. The record is from RefSeq and is a predicted model, not a curated record. Gene Ontology annotation, cellular component: rough endoplasmic reticulum membrane. The transcript is spliced from 12 exons. Gene Ontology annotation, biological process: neuronal signal transduction. The coding region runs from base 144 to 2087 and encodes 647 amino acids. NCBI's taxonomy places the organism in Eukaryota, Metazoa, Chordata, Actinopteri, Siluriformes, Bagridae.
GUUUCUUUCUAUCUCUUGCUGGAGUUGUUUAUAUUUAUUGCUCUGUGGCUCUUUGAGCUUAAAUGAUGACCGGCUUGUGUUCAUGGCGUCAGCGUUAGAUCGCUGUCCUGAUUCUCAACACAACGUCGAACAGGGAGGGGAGGAUGAAGCGGCGCAAUGCGGACUGCAGCAAACUCCGUCGCCCGUUAAAGCGGAGUCGCAUCGCCGAGGGAAUUCACGGCAGCACCUUCCUGUACCUGAAGUUCCUGCUGGUCUGGGCCCUGGUGCUGCUGGCAGACUUCGUCCUGGAGUUUCGCUUCGAGUACUUGUGGCCUUUCUGGCUCUUUAUCAGGAGUGUGUAUGACUCCUUCAGGUACCAGGGACUGGCAUUCUCGGUGUUUUUCGUUUGCGUCACGUUCACGUCAGACGUCAUAUGCCUGCUGUUCAUCCCUAUGCAGUGGCUGUUUUUUGCCGCCAGCACUUACGUUUGGGUUCAAUAUGUAUGGCACACUGAGCGAGGUGUGUGUCUGCCCACGGUCUCGCUGUGGAUUCUCUUCGUCUAUAUCGAAGCCGCCAUCCGAUUCAAAGACCUGAAAAACUUCCACGUGGGUCUGUGCCGUCCAUUUGCCGCUCACUGCAUCGGCUACCCGGUGGUGACGCUGGGCUUCGGCUUUAAGAGCUACGUGAGCUAUAAGAUGCGCUUGCGGAAGCAGAAGGAGGUGCAGAAGGAGAACGAGUUCUACAUGCAGCUCCUGCAGCAGGCUCUGCCUCUAGAACAGCAGAUGCUACAGAGGCAGGAGCACGAGGCCGAGGAAGGAGCCUCUAAGUCCGUCUUGGAAGCAGAUCCGACGCUUUUGGCUCAGAACGGCACCAAGAAGCUGCCCAUCUCUUUCCCCGAGCUGGAACAGCGGGCCAAAAAACAGAACCAGCACAGCGUAGGAAUAAACAACAACAUCCUACACACUGUGGAGUCGAAGCUGCAGGACAUUGAGUACAUGGAGAACUAUCUGAGCAGCAAGAGACUGAACAACGAGAUGAACGGCUGUGCGGAGGACGUGUGUGGCACAGAUGCAAACUCCGCCUCCUCCUCCUCCUCCAGAUAUUACAAAAAUUCCUCCCCACGCAGCCACAGCUCCACCAAUGGCAGUGUGCCAUCCUCGUCCAACAGGAGCGAGAGGAAGCAGAAGGGCGUCGGGAAGAACGCCCACCGCGAGCUGAUGGAGAACUGUAUACCCAACAACCAGCUCAGUAAACCAGACGCUUUGGUGCGUCUGGAGCAGGACGUUAAGAAGCUGAAGGCGGAUCUGCAGGCGAGUCGCCAGCUGGAGCAGGAGCUGCGGUCUCAGAUCAGCUCUCUGAACAGCACCGAGAGGAACGCUCGCUCCGAGCUCAGCCAGCUCCGCCACGAGAACGAGCUGCUUCAGAACAAGCUCCAUAACGCAGUGCAGUGCAAGCAGAAGGACAAGCAGACCAUCACUCAGCUGGAGAAGCGGCUGAAGUCCGAGCAAGACGCACGGUCAGCGGCUGAGAAACAGCUGAACGAGGAGAAAAAGAGGAAAAAGGUGGAGGAGGCGACGGCUGCCCGGGCCGUCGCCCUCGCCGCAGCAUCCAGGGGGGAGUGCACAGACUCCCUGAGGAGUCGAAUUCGAGAGCUGGAAUCCGAAUGUAAGAAGCUCUCCCACGACCUAAAGUUUAAAGAAGAGCAGCUCAGAGAUCUGGAGGGCAAAGUGCAGGAAUUGCGCAAAUACAAAGAGAACGAGAAGGACACAGAGGUUCUCAUGUCGGCACUCUCAGCCAUGCAGGAUAAAACACAGCACCUGGAGAACAGCCUGAGUGCCGAGACCAGGAUCAAGCUGGAUCUCUUCUCAGCACUAGGAGAUGCCAAAAGGCAGCUCGAGAUCGCACAAGGUCACAUCUUGCAAAAGGAUCAGGAAAUCAAGGAGCUGAAGCAAAAGAUAGCCGAGGUCAUGGCCGUCAUGCCCAGCAUUGCAUAUUCGUCUGACUCCAACAGCAUGCCUCCUAUUUCACCUCACUACUCCUCAAAGUUUAUGGACACGAGUCCGUCCAGUCUGGACCCCAAUGCGUCCGUCUACCAGCCGCUUAAAUAAUGACCCCAUGUGUUGUUUUUUUUUUUUUUUCCUUUCUUUUUUCUGAAUUGACCAGGAUCAGUAUGCAUACCUUCUUAAGUGUUGUUUUUUUUUUUUUUUUUUUUUUUUUUUUUAAAUUCCUGUGUCCUUUCAUUAAUCUGUAAAAUGUGGUGUUUAUUUAAACAACAGGAGAAAAAGCUUUGUUUGGAUUUUAUGAUCGUUCGUUAUGGUGCAUCGGUCUACUUUUUAAUGCACAGAGGUUUGCCUGUCUGUCUGCAUUUUUGCAAGCAAGAGUGGCACAGUUUUGUGUUAGAAAAGAAUGACUUCAUUCAAUUAGUUUACCAUAAAAGAAAAGUAUUCAUGAUAAGUCGAGAUUUCUUUCUCCGGGUGCUACGGUAUGUCUUUAACAUGUUUUUGUUGAAUUAAAACCAUGGAAGUACAAUUUCUCUUGGAAACAAUGAGCUGCAACUCCUCACGUGUUGAUGACGAGGUUCAGAAGAGACUGAUUUUGAUGUAUUUGUAAUUAUAUGCUGCAUAAACUUGGUUUUGUGAAUGUGUAUUGUAUUUUUUUGUGUCACAGCAAUUCAUUCAUUCAUUCACUCAUUUUCUACCGCUUUUCCGAACUACCUCGGGUC